GUCAGAUCGGAAGUGGCGUUGUUGCAACGCUGAACGUCGGCGUGACAUCUUACAACAGUUACCGGCACGGUUGGAAAGCCAUGACAACAGACUCCUCACUCCUCAACUCUGAACUGCAGUUACAGCAGCAAGAGGAGCUGUAUCAACAGCUGCUGUUACAGACAAUGGGAAACAUGCAGACUGAAAAUCCAGACUCUAAAGUAAUCCGACCACAACCUGGCAUCUGUGUGAAGACCCUCUCAGAGCCAGACAAGCAGAAAGUCUUUGUAAACAUCUGUCAGUCAAACUCAGUCCCACCUCCUCCAGAACUCUCUAGAGAGGAGCUUGUGGAGCUGCUCCAAUCAGAAGAUCCCAGUGGCUACAGAGUUCCUAUGAGCCUUGGCGAGCCACACACAGAAAUAGACAACAGCUCUCAGGGUUGCACAGCUUAUGACGUGGUCAUCAAUCAGGAGUUCUUCCAGAGGUGUCAGAAGGAUCCCUUGUUCCAACAGUUUGUUAUUCUGGUCUCCUUAGAGGGUUUGGAAAACAAGUACAGCUUAGAGCUAAGCAGAGACUGGAAGGUACUCAAGAACAGAAAGUUCUUGGGUUCUGUUAAUGAGCAGAACAUCCGGACAAAGAGCAGGCCGGUGAUUCAAGAGCUGCAGCCUCAGGAGAGCUCCACUGCUACGGUCAAAAGACCAGAGUUCACUUUGCUUGUGGAGCCUCCUGCUGGUGACCAUGAGUACCUCAUUGCAGAAAUAAAGCUGCCUGGGGUGCCAUCGUCUCGCUCUCUGGUUCUGGAUGUUGGAGAAGACCGGCUGGUGCUGACAGCCCGGCCUUCGCUCUUCCACCUUGACAUCUUCCACCCUUUCCUCAUCGACCAGGAGAACAGCGUGGCACAGUACAACAAGAGCACUGAGAUUCUUACAGUCACUAUGCCCGUGGUGUCUUCAUGAAACUGUAAAAGUUACGUCCAGUUAUUUAUGUGUUUUUGUUCAAAAAUGAUGUUGUAUUAAUAAAAAGUUGUUUCUUAGUCA
This is a messenger RNA of Lates calcarifer (barramundi perch), 1016 nucleotides long. RefSeq names its product PIH1 domain containing 1 (gene pih1d1). The transcript has 11 exons. Gene Ontology annotation, biological process: rRNA processing; box C/D snoRNP assembly. The coding region runs from base 81 to 935 and encodes 284 amino acids. Lineage: Eukaryota; Metazoa; Chordata; Actinopteri; Centropomidae. The record is from RefSeq and is a predicted model, not a curated record. Gene Ontology annotation, cellular component: R2TP complex; ribonucleoprotein complex; cytoplasm.